AUGGCGCUUUCUAGCUGGAAACAUUUCCCAUUCUUCAACGUAUCUCAGGUCCCUGUGCCUGCGGAUGAAGAAGGUUCAUACAUCUUCGAGAAUGACAUUGUAUCGAUAGCUACUGGCUCUGAGUCGCUGUUCCUCGGCUCCUCCGACGGUUCUGUACGCAUCCUUUCUCGAGCGCUAAAAGUUGUCCGAACGUUCCACGCAUCGGACACGUUAGAUGCUUCCAUCACACACAUUAGACAGAUACCUGAGACACCUUUUCUGGUUACCAUCUCCGAGAAUCUAUCGUCGGAGCCCCUGCUAAAGGUAUGGGCACUGGACAAGACUGAGAAGAAGACGGGGGGACCUCGGUGCCUAUGUACAAUUGCGGUUCAGAACGGCAGAAGACAAUUCCCUGUCUCGGCACUCGUCGUCCUGGAUGACCUGAGCCAAGUGGCUGUUGGCUUUGCGAAUGGCUCCGUGACUGUUAUACGGGGAGACUUUGUUCACGAUAGGGGAACCAAGCAGAGGACUGUAUUCGAAUCCGAAGAUCCCAUCACUGGUCUCGAAAUUCGACAAAGCGCGACAAAAGUCCUAUACAUCGCAAACACUGCGAAAAUUUGCAGCCUCAUUAUCUCCGGCAAAGGUCAGGGCCAGACUGCGCGUACCGUCGACAGUCGAGGGUGCAAUGUAGGCUGUAUGACACAAGACCGAGAAACUGGUGAUAUCGUGAUUGCUCGGGAAGACGCCAUCUACUACUAUGGCCCAGGGGGGCGCGGACCCAGCUAUGCCUUCGAAGGCCCCAAAAAGAUAGUUAAGAUGUACAAGGAAUACGUCGGUGUGGUCUGCCCACCUCGAGUGGCGCAAGUGUCCAAAUCCAAAGCCUUCAGGCAAUUGGCAGGCGACGAGAUUGACGAGCUAUUCAGCAGUUCAUCGUUCACUUUGCUCGACACUGAUCUCAAAUUCGUCGCCCAUACCGAGUCGCUCCCAACGCAGGUCAAGGAUGUUUUUGUGGAAUGGGACGAGCUGUUUCUUUUGACUUCAGAGGGAAAGCUGUUCAGGUAUCAAGAAAAAACACUACAGCAGAAGCUCGAGAUCCUCUAUCAGCGCCACCUGUAUAUUCACGCGAUAAACCUUGCCCAGAAGGCCGGGGCCGACAAAGUCCAGCAGAACAGUAUUUUCCGAAAGUAUGGUGAUUUUCUAUAUCAGAAAGGUGAUUAUGACACGGCCAUGCAGCAAUAUCUGCGGGCGAUAGACAAUACGGAGCCAUCACAGGUUAUACGACGAUUCCUGGACACUCAGAGGAUACACAACCUCAUCGACUACCUUGAGGAGUUACACGAACACGAUAAAGCAUCUCCUGACCAUACAACACUACUCCUCAACUGCUAUGCGAAAUUGAAAGACACCGAGAAGCUCGACGCCUUUAUCCGGGCUGCUGGCACAGCGAGGUUUGACAUCGAGACGGCCAUUGCAAUGUGCCGUCAGGGAGGAUAUUAUGAACAAGCAGCAUACCUCGCCACGAAACAUGGCGAAAAUGAAUUGGUGAUUGACAUUUUGAUCGAGGACUCGAAGAAGUACGCCGAGGCCUUGCAGUAUAUCUGGCGACUUAGCCCAGAAGCAGCGUACCCAGUGUUGAUGAAGUACGCCCGAAGUCUAAUUGAGCACUGCCCAGAAGAGACAACAAAGCUAUUUAUUGAGUAUUACACUGGGCGAUACGCUCCGAAGCAAGACAUACCUGCUGUGUCGGAAGUCCAGGCGCAAACUGGUGGAGGCGCAUUCCAGACUCUGUCGGCUCUUUGGACGCUGCCCUUCAUGAGCAGAGCAUCCACCACCAAUGGGAUAGCAACAGGCGACGAACAGAAAAGCGUGGAGGAGGAAACCCCUACGGCGUCAGUUGUAAACGCUCCAUUAUACUCUGUUCCUCGGCCACGAAGUGCAUUCUCUGCGUUCAUUGCACGUCCCGCUGAGUUUGUUCAAUUCCUCGAGGCGCUCGUCCUUCAGGAAAACCUGGCGAAAGAAGACAGGUCCGAUUUAUCGACCACGCUCUUCGAAAUGUACCUUGAGGCAGCGAACAAUUCUCGAGAUAUUGCUGAGAAGGAUAAAUGGCAGGCCAAGGCAACCAGCUUGAUUGCGGACAAUAACACAGAGUCGCUAGACGAAUCCAAGAUCGAUACCUCCAACGUCCUCUUACUGUCUUCUUUGUCAAAAUUCCCAACCGGCACCACCUUGGUACGAGAACGAGAAAACCUCUAUGCAGAUAUUUUCCGAUCCUUUACGGCAGCGAAAGACACCUCUGGCGCAAUUUCGGCGUUGAGAAAGUACGGUGGAAAAGACCCUUCUCUGUAUCCACUCGCAUUGGGGUAUUUUUCUUCGUCCGAAGGUAUCCUCAAGGAGCCAGGGGUCAAGGAUGAGUUACAGACCGUACUCAAGAAAAUUGACCAAGAGAAACUCAUGGCGCCACUUCAAGUGGUCAAGGUCCUGUCCCAAGGAGGGGCGGUGACUAUGGGUAUGGUCAAGGCAUAUCUCUCGGACAACAUCCAACGGGAAAGGAAGGAAAUUCAAACAAAUCGCCGUUUGAUAGAUUCCUACCGAACAGAAACCGCGUCGAAGAAAUCGGAACUGGCGGAUCUUGAGACGAAGCCUGUCGUGUUUCAGGCACGUCGCUGCUCUUCUUGUGCCAGAAAUCUGACAUUACCUACGGUUCACUUUAUGUGCAAGCACUCGUUUCAUCAAGAAUGUUUGAACAAGCCUGGUCUUGGCAUGGAUGACGACGAUGACGACCAGAUCGAGUGCCCCAUAUGCAAGCCGGGCAACGACACUAUCCGAGCCAUUCGUCGACAGCAGGUGGAGAGUACCGAGCAGCACGAUCUCUUCAAGGCAGCUUUGGCCCGAAGCAACAGCCGAUUUAUGACGGUGAGCGAGUUCUUCGGGCGUGGUGUGAUGGGCACAGUACCUUCCGGAGAAUGA
Exophiala spinifera is the source of this 2946-nucleotide messenger RNA. RefSeq lists its product as uncharacterized. The record is from RefSeq and is a predicted model, not a curated record. Gene Ontology annotation, cellular component: HOPS complex; endosome. Gene Ontology annotation, biological process: intracellular protein transport; organelle fusion; vesicle-mediated transport. The transcript is spliced from 3 exons. NCBI's taxonomy places the organism in Eukaryota, Fungi, Ascomycota, Eurotiomycetes, Chaetothyriales, Herpotrichiellaceae. Bases 1 to 2946 code for a protein of 981 amino acids. Gene Ontology annotation, molecular function: protein binding; protein-macromolecule adaptor activity.